Messenger RNA from Brassica napus (rape), 659 nucleotides. RefSeq lists its product as uncharacterized. The record is from RefSeq and is a predicted model, not a curated record. Gene Ontology annotation, cellular component: vesicle; extracellular region. NCBI's taxonomy places the organism in Eukaryota, Viridiplantae, Streptophyta, Magnoliopsida, Brassicales, Brassicaceae. The transcript has a single exon. Gene Ontology annotation, biological process: regulation of protein localization to cell surface; double fertilization forming a zygote and endosperm; regulation of double fertilization forming a zygote and endosperm. Bases 18 to 380 code for a protein of 120 amino acids.
UUUUUUCUCGUCUCAUAAUGUCUAUUAAAUAUAUUUUUUUCUUUAUGGUGUUUGUCUGUGUUGUAGUUUCUGCCAGUGCUCAACUACCCCAGUUUUCCAUCCCAUUUCCUUUUCCACUCCCAUUCCAACCAAGUCCCGGUAUUCCCGGAUUACCUGAUGUAGCAAAAUGUUGGUCUUCAGUGAUGGAUAUUCCAGGAUGCAUUAUAGAGAUUUACACAUCCAUACUCACAGGACAAUUCGGACAUGUAGGUCCUUCUUGUUGCAAAGCAUUUUUGGAAGCCGAAGCCAAUUGCUUACCGAAACUUCCAUUCAACCCACUUUUUCCUCUCAAAGAACAAUGUUUAAGAAUUGCUAAAGCAGCUCCUCCUACCACAAAAUAGAGUUUUACAUUAAUAGAAGUAAUAGCUAUGUCGUUUUUAUUUUUCAAGGGAUUUUAACAUUUUAGCUAAAUUCUACGACGUUAUCCUCCAAAAAUAUGAUUAUAUAAACAGCAUUUUAGAAAUAAAAAAAUCCUGCAUUUCCUUUUAUAUUAUCCAUGCGGUUCAUGACUGUGAAGAUUCUAAACUAAUCUUACUUAUAAAACAUACAUAAAUUAUACUACAAACUAAAACUAUACAAUUUAAUAUUUGGGAAAGUACAUGGGCUGUAUCUACAAAAUA